AGACCCAUACAUUAGUCAUACGUAAUGCCAUAUCUGAGCCGUUUAUUCAAUUGGUCAGUUGCGAAGAGCUCUCUCGUUCAGCUGAGCUCAUGGAUGACGCGCAAGUUGAUUUCAGUUGGUUUUCGGUUGUUUAUACGUUCGGUUGUGUCUCGAGCAACCAUCUCCAUGGCAACGGCUAUACAAGUUUCUGUUCGAGCUGCAAAUAUUUGUCACGGACUGUGAAAAACAACUGAAUUGUAUAUUUUGACAUUCGCAAACGCAUCGACGUGGAACCGCAUUGAAUACUUAACAAUGGCUCAACUGGAGGGGCGAGUCAUCGAAACGGAGAUGAAAGCCAUGGAUGCCAAUCGCUAUGCGACCAAAAAAACUAUAGCCCAGGGCAUGCUGGAUAUAGCCUUGCUGACGGCGAACGCAUCCCAGCUGAAAUAUAUACUUCAGGUCGGGGAACAGCAUCAGUUCUACAAGCUAAUGCUCAUACUCAUAAGCUUGUCAAUCGUAAUGCAGAUACUGUCGGGCGUAUUAAGCCUGUCGCUCAGUUUAUUGCGGGAUUGCCGAAUGCAUCAGCCAGAGUUCCAUCAAUCGGCCAAUGUGAUCAAUCAUGUGCGCACAGGUUUUGCGUUUUUUACCACAAUGAUAAAUCUUUUCAUAUCGGCCUUUGAUAGUCGCCUGCCCCCGCCACAGGGCAAUCUUCUGAACGAUGUCAAUUAAAUUUGUAUAUCUAGAGUUAACGAAACUAUAUCAAAUUAAUAACAGAUCCCAUCCGUUGAGCGAUGUGUGCUGAAAAAUGUGGGAAAAUUCGUUGCUCUCUAAAAACAAUCUCAAUUUUAAUUUCAACAGCUAUUGGUCGGUAUUAUGUUUGUGGCCAUCGGCAGUCUGAAUAUUAACAAGCAGCAAGACCAGACGGCAGCCAUAAUAUUGA
This is a messenger RNA of Drosophila novamexicana, 919 nucleotides long. RefSeq names its product ninjurin-2. The transcript has 3 exons. Gene Ontology annotation, cellular component: membrane. The coding region runs from base 292 to 708 and encodes 138 amino acids. NCBI's taxonomy places the organism in Eukaryota, Metazoa, Arthropoda, Insecta, Diptera, Drosophilidae. The record is from RefSeq and is a predicted model, not a curated record. Gene Ontology annotation, biological process: cell adhesion; tissue regeneration.